This is a messenger RNA of Octodon degus (degu), 517 nucleotides long. Its product is annotated as IQ domain-containing protein F5. The transcript is spliced from 2 exons. Gene Ontology annotation, molecular function: calmodulin binding. Bases 92 to 517 code for a protein of 141 amino acids. The record is from RefSeq and is a predicted model, not a curated record. NCBI's taxonomy places the organism in Eukaryota, Metazoa, Chordata, Mammalia, Rodentia, Octodontidae.
GGUAAUUUAAUAGAUAAAGAUCUGCAGGGUCAGGGGUAUUCUUGAAAGGGAGAUUCACUCAAACAUUCUGAAAGGGUAGGGCCCCAAAGUAAUGAUGACAAGAGAGUCUGCUGCUGUAUUUAUCCAGGCCUGGUGGCGGGGCACACUGCUGAGACGGAUGCUGCUGCACGCAGCCCUCAGAGCUUGGAUCAUUCAGUGCUGGUGGAGGCAGAUACGAGCCAGGCAGCUAGAGAAAAGGCGGUGGACGGCGCUGGAGUUCUAUGCACGAAGAGAAUGGGCAGCUGUCAAGCUGCAGUCCUGGGUCCGAAUGUUGCGCAUCCGCCAGCCAUACUGUCGUUUGUUGAAUGCUGUCCGCAUCAUUCAGGUCUAUUGGCGUUGGCACAAUUGCCAUUCACGUGGCUUUAUUCAGGGCGAGUAUGAACUCAAAGAAAACCAACUGAAUAUUCAACUUGAAAUCUCUCUUGGCUCACAGGCUUGUAAGGUGCACCAAUGCAUACCCCUUCCAUUAAAAGAGUGA